This is a messenger RNA of Diabrotica balteata, 2202 nucleotides long. Lineage: Eukaryota; Metazoa; Arthropoda; Insecta; Coleoptera; Chrysomelidae. The record is from the annotation of a GenBank genome assembly.
CUCACCUUCAUAUUUUGACUCAAGAAGCAUUAGAUCACGCAGACCUAACCGUUCUUACAGGCACAAUAGGUGCUUCAGCACUUUUAAAGAAUUGUUUAUGGUUUUAUAUUAAAAUAAUCAAGGAGGAUAAGCAAUGCCGUAUCGAAGAGUUACAAAGUAGCUACAAGAAAUAUCAUGAAAUGUGUGAAGCUUUAGCGGAACGUUUACUGGAUCUGCACUGUAGACUUUUAUCUCUGUAUAUUUUGCAAGAUGCAGAAUGUUUGGACUGGGAAAGUGAGAAACCGUUUUUUGAAUCAGAAAGAGGAUCUUAUAUAAUACAAAUGUGGUGGUUAUAUAUGCAAGGUACAAAGGACGAUCUAUGGAAUACAGUACCGCCGAAAAUGGCUCAAAGAGUAUUCGCAGGAAUGUUAAAUGAAUCAUUGACUAUUUUGACUGUUAGAUACACUCAGAGCGUACCUUCUGAAAUAAGAAGUCAGCUUAUAGUGGUAGAUAUAAGCAAUUUAUUGGUGUGUGUUGCAAAUCUUCUUCCAGCUAUAUGUAACAAUGCCAAAGAUCUCAUUGGAGUCUCGUACAGUUCCAGUAGUAAAAUAUUAAGGGACAUUCACACUAAAUGUCAAGAACUAUACACUUGUUUAUUAUUGAGAGGAGCACCAAUUGAUCUUCUACAUAAGGUGUUCCGAAGGGGUUUAGACGUAGUAGAAAUGUUUAAAUCAAGAUCUGCUGGAGUUGCUCCAUGGAUAACAUUCGCUUUACCAAAUUUGUUUGACGACAAGCUAAAACCAGGUUCUAAAACAAAUAAUAAUCCAGAUACAGAUAUUGCAUUGGAGCUUGUGGUAAUGUUAGCUCAGCCACAACCAAACUGGGCUUUAUUAUUAAAAAUUUUAUGCAUGAAUAAAUACAGAAUCCUCCAGUUAACGCUUAAAGCCACAACAAGUCAAUUUAAGGAUAAAAUGGAAAAACCAGUGUGCAAAAAUACAAAGUGUACAGCUUUCCUAUGUAAUGAAGAAGGAUCCUGCAAAGAUGACAAUACAUCAUCUACAUAUCUUCAACAAAUACAUUAUUACAACAUUAUUCUCUCAUCUACCGAGAUCUUGUUGUUUGUCGGAAAUAAACAAGAAUUAAUGGAUAUUUUAUUACCGGUAAUCAUACUGCAGCCUGAUUGGUCCAACAGUCUGGAAAGGAGACAUGUGUGGAACCAAAUACGACCACCGUGGUACGAGGCUAUUUUAAAUUUUGCCUCGCCAAUUAUACCGCUCGCCACAGAUACCGUUAUAAACGCCAUUCAAACUGGAGCAACUAUGUAUCAAGCAAUGUCCCUCAUUUUGGCGUGCUUUAGUCAUUUCUGGGAUUGCGUGAAUCCUGCUCUCUACAGAAUAUCCUCUAUAUUACAAGAGUCGAUACUGACGGAUAUUGUUCCACUGAACAACUCGACUUUAAUACAAAUUCUGGUCUGCGCUUUAUACAGCCAUUUGCUAAAGAAAUCACAAGAGGUUAAAAAAGAAGUACGAAUAGAUGAAAACACAGAAGCAACAAAUUCUAGACAACAAUCUGUUGUGAGCGUAGGUACAGACAACGCAAACAGUUCUCCCGAAGCUAUAGCCCUAGCUACAGCUGAAUGUUUAUGUAGCAUAGAUGAAGAUAAUAAACAUACUAAUCAAAUUGAAGAAUUCUUGGAGCAGAUUAAAUACAACAGUAAAGUUACGGAAGGGGAAGGAAGUAUAUCUACUAGGUUGGAAGCUAACCAACAUCUUGCGGAAGUAGUGGUCAGUGAAAUUUUGGGUGCACCCACUGGUAGAAAUAGUUUAAAGACAAUAUAUUGGUUUAUCAAAUGUAAUGCAGAUUAUUUUUACAAACAGUUGGGUGUAAGUACAGAACCAGAAGAAAUAGAACCAAUAAGAGCUCUCGUCAAGCCAAUUUCGCUAUUACACACAAUGUUUAAUAUUGGAUCACAAUCAUUUGAUCAGCUCUUAUCUGGAAACUGGCAUCCAAAUUGGUUAAGUCUUCUACAAAAUGCGAGAGGUCUUAGUGCAGAUAGAGUCUGGAAACAGUUAUCGCUUAGAUGGGAGUUCAGAAAUUGUAAUGCUACUACCAUUCCCCCUCACAUAUCCCAAAUGAUUAGUAAUAUUACCGCUACAUUUAAGCAAUAACAAAGAAAAUAAUGUGAAAAGAUCAUAAGAAAAUCAAAUAAAUAAUGUCAAAUGU